CGGUGGCGCGCUCGCGGGGCCUACGCCGGCGGAGAGUCUGCCCCGUGCGGCCGCCGCCACAGCCACGCGGGAGGGCAGCCCCUGUCCUCGCCCCCGCAGCAGCAGUGUUUGCCUGCAAGGGAGGGGCGGCCCCGGGACGUCCCCGUUGGUUUCUCCCGAGCCCGCUAGGGGCUCGUCUAGUCCCGGCCGCCCCGCCCCGCCCCGCCCCGAGCUGGCGUUUCCCGGUUCUGUAGCUAUGGAAGAAGACUUGGGAUACAGCAAAGUUGAACAUGUGGUAGGCUGUCAUGUGGAAGAUGCUGUAACAUUUUGGGCACAGAAUAUCAAUAGUAAUGAUGACAUCUUGAAAUUAAGCUGUGUACUGGCUGAAGUGUGUCCUCAGGCAAACUCAAUUUUUGGCAACCCUGAUCUUAAUAAGAUCUACGGAGGCUGUUUUUCUGAAGAUAAAUGCUGGUACAGAUGUAAAAUACAGCAAGUGAUCAGUGAUGAAAAGUGCCAAGUAUUCUACAUUGAUUAUGGAAAUUCUGAGAUUCUAAAUCGGUCAGAUAUAGUUGAGAUUCCGUUGAAGUUGCAAUUUCCUGAAGUGGCUAAAAAGUACAGAUUUUGGGGACUACAGAUUCCACCUAAUCAAGACUUAAACCAGUUUGACCAGGGGAGGAAAUUCUUAUGCAGCCUGACUUUUGAAAAAAAGAUAAGGAUGCGACAUAAAGCGCUGUAUCAGGAUGGUACCAUUUUUGCCCAGGCAGAAUGUGGAGAAGUGGAUAUCGGGGAAGAGAUGGUUAAGAAGGGGUUUGCUGAAAAAUGCAAGUCUCCUCCCAAUGCUGGCAGCUGUGAAGAGAAAAAUUCAGAUUCAGUUCAGUGCCUGGCUUGGAAUGUAAAAGGUUCAGUUUCCUUGUGGGCAAACAGGAGCAACCCUGCCGUGUACAGCAGAAGAAAAGCGUGUUUUGGUGACCAGCUAGCUACCAGCCUAAGGAAUUCUACUGGAAACCAUAUGCCACUUACCAAGGAAAAAAAUACAGCUUCUGACUUCAAUGUGGGAUCCAACAUCAGUUUGGCAAAAAUAAAACAGGAUCAGGCACUAUUUGAAGAGAAUGAAAAGCUUAAAGGGGAGAGAGAAGCUGCUAAAGAACAGAAUCAAAUUCUCCUACAGAAUUAUAAAGAACUAGAAUUGAAGAUGCAACAUCUUAAAUGUGAACUGCAGGAAGAAAAGAAAGCUUCUAAUGAAACUCAUAAACAUUUGGAGAAAACUUUGCAAACAUGUGUAGGAACUAAAAUGAGAAAUCUGGCUGCCAAGUUCAAGAUACUGAAAGAAGUUAGGCAUAAAAAAAUGAACGUUCGUUUUGGAGAUGACUUAUCAGAAGCUGUGGAAAUAGUUACUGAAGGAUGCCUUGCUACUCCGUUCUCCUUGGGAAAUUUGGAGAAGAUUUGGACAGAAUAUAACUUGGCUCAAGAGAUGAUUCAGUUAUGCAGAAAUGUGACUGAAGGGGAGAGCUUGAUUCUCAAAAGAAAUGAGGUGCAACAGAGUCUGUACCAUGCAGUGGAAGAAUUCAUUCUGGAAGUGGAUCAGCUGCCUCUCUCUGAGCGCUCAAGAACUUUACAGAGACUGUCUACUUCGCUGGAGGCAAUGCAUGGUGAAGUUAGUGAAGCAGAUGCCUCUGAGGAGGUAUUUCAGCAAUUCUUUGAGUGGAAGCAUUUUAAACUGGAGGAAUUCAGUCGUGUCAGAAGCAGUACAGAUGCUUCAUUGCAGACUCUUGCAGGAUGGUUUAAUGGCAUCAAAAAGUUUUUUGACUUGACAUCUGAAGUAACUUUAAAUUCAGAAGAAGUGGUUGGUAACGUGGAUGAAGUUCUUGAAAAUGUUGAGUCAAAUAUUUGUAAAGAGCUGGAGAUUUCUUUAGUUGAGCAAGAUGAAGCAGAUAAGAAAAUACUCUUAAAUGUAUACAGUAAAGUUAUACAGAAGAUCCAUCAAGAGCAAUAUCUAAUUACUAUAGUGCAGAGCAAGUACCUGGCCAGUGUGGAGUUUAAAAAGCAGAUGGUGGAGUGGUUGAACAGGAGCCCCGAUAUUGAGAACUUGUUAUUAAUUAAGAAGGCUUUGAAAAGCUUAAAGGCACGACUGAGGUGGAAGUUGGUGGAAAAAAGCAACUUGGAAGAAACAGAUGAUUACAAUGACUGUGAAAUGACUAAAAUAAAACAAGAAAUCACUGCACUGCGGAAUAGCCUCUUUCAGGAAAUACAUAAAGAAAAAAAAGAAUUAGAGAAACUUAAUUACCUUGUGCAGAAAUGGUUCCCUGAGCUGCCACUUCUUCACCCAGAAGCAGGGAUUCAAAAGUAUAUGAAUUCUGGUGGGCUUCUGACACUCAGUUUGGAACGAGACCUUUUAGAUGCUGAACCGCUGAAGGAACUGAGCACCAAGCGGCCUUUAGUGUGUUCUGAGAUUCAAGAUCAGAAGGUUCUUUUAAAGGGAUAUUCAGUAGAUGUGAACACAGAGGCCAAAGUGAUAGAAAGAGCAGCUAAGUAUCAUAGAGCUUGGAGCAGAUUGAAGGAGAAAUCUGGAUUAUUACAGUUGAUAUACCUUUUUUUGUGCAAGUCUGAUCCUUUGGCUUAUCUAAUGGUUCCAUAUUACCCAGGAGCAAGUCUGGGAGCAUUGCAAGCUAGUAAGCCUCUGACUUCAGAAGAAAUAUUAAAAGUGAUGAAAGGAGUGGCAUGUGGGUUGCAUACACUGCACAGAGCUGAUAUAGUGCAUGGAUCAUUGCACGAAAAUAAUGUGUUUGCUGUGAAUCGAGAGCAGGGACUUGUGGGAGAUUUUGACUUCACCAGAUCAGAGGAUCAGCGUGCCUCUGCAAACUCUAUGAAAGCUGGGACCUUGAGCUUAAUUUCACCAGAACUAAAAAUGGGACAGCCAGUUUCUCCAGCAUCUGACAUGUAUGCCUAUGGCUGUCUUCUAUUCUGGCUUUGCGUUCAAGACCAAGAAUGUAGGAUAAAAGAAGAUGGAACUCCUAAAUUGGAUGGACUUAAUGUGGAAGAUAAGAUUAAGUCCCUGCUGUUGAAUCUGAUCUCCUGCAACAGAAUGACAGCUGAACAGGUGCUGGAGGCAGAUUGUUUCUUGUGGCCCAGCAUGAUCUCGGUUCCCCCACAAGAUGAACCAGGUAAAGAACAUGAAUGUGAAAAGGCAAAAGAAGAAAGCCAGGAUGUAACUGGCUUGGAUGAUAAGGAAGAGGACAAUGAGACAGACACUUCUCAAUAGGCCAAAAAACUCAUCAAAUAUUUACCUCCGAUAUUUCAAUUUCUAGCUCCAAAAGUAGUUGUCCUAGUCUCUCGUAUUCAGAAUGUAAAGAAGAAAAAUAGGAUUAACACAGUCAUUUUUUUUCUGUAUUUAAAACUGUGUGGUUUCUUUGCGUUUUAUUUUAAAGGCAUAUUUUUUAAAGUAACCAGUUGAAGUUAAAGAAGGAUACUGCUGACUGAGGCAUUUGCAAGAUGACAUUUGUCAACUUUCUUCUUCGCUUUGAAUAUUCUUUAAAUGAGAAGUUAUAUGUUUGAUAGUUGUGCUGUUUUCCAGAUGCCAGGAAAGCAGAGUGAGAGUGUCAUGACUAAUUUUCAUUAGUCCCUUGUCCUCUCCCUAUUUUACUCUGCUUCUAAAUAUUCCUGGUCAAGUAGAUUAGUUCCUUUUACUAGAUAAUUUGCUUUUGUAUGUAUUUUUCCAGAUAGGCAGAUACUCCAACAGCAGCUACCUCCAAAAUUAAAAAAAAAAAAAAUCCCCCUCAUCUCACCACCAGCAACCAAACACUCUUCCUUUCCUAUGCUGCUACUCCCCCACACUUCCCCCCACAAAAACCCCCUCAGAGUCCAACACUGUUCUGACAGCUGGUCAGUAAAACCAAUAGAGAAAGCCAUUAAGUAUGUUUUUUUUAAUUCCCCUAUGAUCUAAGCAAGGUAUCUUUGGAACCUCCUUGAUUUAGUAGUCUGAAGAUACUGUCUUUAUCUUCUUUUUUCUGUGCUGCCACCUAUUUGGACAAAUAAAAAUGCUACAUUUUGCUUAUCACAAAACACUCUAGUUUUAUCUCUGUCUCAAAGAAACGUGAACAUGAAAGACUGGUGUUUACAAUUCAUAACUGCAUCAAUUGUAGAGCUACCAUUCAUUAGGAUUGUUUGCCUGCUUGUGAUUCAUUGUCACUGAAGAAUCCUUGUCACACCUUUUUUAUUUCAUUUUGCAGUUAAUUCUUAUCUUUCCAGUAUUUCUUCCCAACAAACAUAGAUGCUUCUUUUUGGGGGUUUUUGUGCUUGCUUGUCUACUUUUAGAUCUUGCAAAUUUUUCACUAUAUAGUAGGCGGGGAUGCUUGAAUGAAGUAAAAAUAGAAACUCAAAAGCAUUAUGCAAAAAUUGGAACUAGAUUUUAUUUAUCUCUUUGCAGUAUAACAAGGCAAUGUUGAAGGUUAAUGGAUUAAUGUAAAGGUUUUCUUACCUGCUGCAUAACUCUUCAGCUUAUUACUAUACAUAAAGAAUUGUGUGGGGAUUGGGAGCAGCAAAGGAAAAGGGUCAGGUUGAGAGAAUUUUUUAGGAAUAUAUCUGGCCACUAGAUGUUGCCAUUGAACAGGGCUUUUGCCAUAGAGAAAUGUAAUAGAAUCCCUGUAAUAGGUCUCUUUACCUGUUGAAGAAUACAGAAUGUGGCUUUUUAUUUUUAUUUUUAUUUUAUUUUUUGAGAAAAUACUGGGAAAUCCCAAGUACAAUGAUGAAGGUGUAUAUUAGAUCUAAAUGUAGGCAUAGGCAAUGCAGCUUUCGUGUUAAGAAUGUUUUGGCAGUAGUGGUCUUUCAUCCUUAUAUGAUUUAAUUUGUUUUUCUGACUUUGGUUUUUGUCACAGAAAGUUUGUUUAAAACAAUUAGUCAUUUUACUGAUUGCAUAUGUAACUUUGCAUAUGUAAUAAAAUCAGUGAUGGCAAAAGUUUGUUAAA
Messenger RNA from Alligator mississippiensis (American alligator), 4940 nucleotides. It is a transcript of the gene STK31, whose product is annotated as serine/threonine kinase 31. Gene Ontology annotation, biological process: protein phosphorylation; spermatogenesis. The record is from RefSeq and is a predicted model, not a curated record. The coding region runs from base 236 to 3238 and encodes 1000 amino acids. The transcript has 24 exons. NCBI's taxonomy places the organism in Eukaryota, Metazoa, Chordata, Crocodylia, Alligatoridae. Gene Ontology annotation, molecular function: ATP binding; protein kinase activity.